AUGUACCCUAAUAAUUCAUUUAUUACACAUCACAAAGAUGUGAAAGUCAAUGAAUUGAUUAUCAAUGGGGAAUGGAAUGUACCUGCAGAAAUGUUUAACUUCUUUAAUCUAGAAGAUUUAGCAUCUAUUGGUUAUGGAAAAGACAAGCUCAUAUGGACAAUUGAUUUGUCUGGAAAAUUUUCAGUGAAAAGUGUAGUGCAACUAAUCAGAAAAAAGUAUCCUUGUGUUACUUGGGAAAAACAUGUAUGGAAUUCCACAAUACACCCUAAAAUUUCAACUAAUGUAUGGAAAAUUCUUAGAGGAGCAUGUGCAACUGAGGAGAAUUAUAGAAAAAGAGGAUUUCACACUGUUUCCAAAUGUUACUUAUGUGGGAAUGGUCAGGAUACAAUGGAUCAUAUAUUGUGGUACUGUGAUUUUAGCGAAAAAAUCUGGCACUGGCUUGGUGGAAUAUUUAAAUUUUUGAACCCUUGCAACUUUAUGGAUGUAUCGAAGUGUGUCCAGAAGAAAAGCUCGGCUGUGAGAGAAGUUGGGUUUAUAUGUGCUUUUACUGUAAUGGUGGAGCUCUGGUUUACCAGAAACAGAGUAUGUUAUGAUGAUGAAAUUCCAAACUUGGUAAACUUCAAAUUGAGGAUAAUGCAGUUCACGAAAGAGAACAGUGUAAGAAUAAAGGGUGAAAUCAGAUAA
This is a messenger RNA of Papaver somniferum (opium poppy), 684 nucleotides long. RefSeq lists its product as uncharacterized. Bases 1 to 684 code for a protein of 227 amino acids. The transcript has a single exon. The record is from RefSeq and is a predicted model, not a curated record. Lineage: Eukaryota; Viridiplantae; Streptophyta; Magnoliopsida; Ranunculales; Papaveraceae.